GCUUGAUUUCGCUGCCGACACAAGCAUUCGUACGAGAAUGACCUCCGAGCACUGGAGCUUCUUUGGGUUGCCGCCCUUCUUCACGGAACAGCACUCGCCCGCCACGCUGGACCGCCAGUCCGCUCUGUGGUCAAGCCUCAUUCUGGAUCACGCCGUCUACCACGCGCAGCGCGCUCCCACCAGUGGCGAGGACACCAACGCGCUGCUCCGCUUCUACACCUCGCACAGUGACGUCUUCUACAACCCGGCGAUCCACAAGCGCCUCUCGGCAGAGGCGGCGCACACGAUGCUACAGUCCCUCGUGACACGGCACCCCAACCACGCCGUCGUGGUCUCUGACAACGGGCCGAGCGACUACUCCGUGCUGGUCUGCACCACCGAGGGAGGGCUCAAGCAGGUGGAGGAAGGGCUGCUCCGGUUUAUUCUCGAUAACGGUGCGGUGCAGACUACCGCGAUGCUCUCAACGAAGGGAACCGUAAUGACGUUUGAUGAAUUAGCAGAGGGUACGGCAUUGAGUUAUGGGCAGUCGAAGCCGGUGUAUCUUGCGCGGUCGUCGGGUGCGACUGUGCCUGUCGCAGAUGUGGGUCGCCUGUCCGCGGAGCAGGCAAUUCGCACGUAUUUGCACGCGCUGGAUCACCGGCCGGUGUCGGCCAUGCGCCCCUUCAAGGUAACGCUCUUCAAUCUUGACGGGAGCACCACGCAGCCCUAUCAGGGUGUCAAGUUUGGUGGUGAGUAG
This is a messenger RNA of Leptomonas pyrrhocoris, 736 nucleotides long. RefSeq names its product putative dolicholphosphate-mannose synthase. Gene Ontology annotation, molecular function: structural molecule activity; protein homodimerization activity. The transcript has a single exon. Gene Ontology annotation, biological process: protein transport to vacuole involved in ubiquitin-dependent protein catabolic process via the multivesicular body sorting pathway. Lineage: Eukaryota; Euglenozoa; Kinetoplastea; Trypanosomatida; Trypanosomatidae. The record is from RefSeq and is a predicted model, not a curated record. The coding region runs from base 38 to 736 and encodes 232 amino acids. Gene Ontology annotation, cellular component: ESCRT II complex.